Molecule: messenger RNA, 2352 nt
Organism: Colletotrichum orchidophilum
Lineage: Eukaryota; Fungi; Ascomycota; Sordariomycetes; Glomerellales; Glomerellaceae
Exons: 1
Coding region: 1-2352 (783 amino acids)
Source: RefSeq, a predicted model, not a curated record
AUGCCCAUGAGCCAGCAGGCAUCAGCGGUCAUGUCGAUCUGCGCCAUGUUAAAAGCCUCUUCAAACCUCACCAUUGCCUUUAACGAAAUCCCCCGCCAUCAAAUCGAGGUCAAACCAGAAGAGGGGGAUUUCACACUCCCAGACGUCCGUCGAAUCCUCGCCUUUCUCUGGUCCGCCUCACCGCACUUGACUGAACCCAAUGCACCAUACGGCGGGCCGGGUUCAGCGACUGCCUCCGGCCUCGAUUUUGCACGCAUUUUCAGCCCCGAUUCACAUGCCUUUCUUUCCGAUGCCAAGUGUCGUGGCGAGCCCACCGAGGCGGUCUUUACCCAUGGCCCACCAGUUGCUGACAAGAUCGACAUGCUCCAACCAUCCUCCAUCCACGGAAUCGACAUCGAGAAGGAGACCUUCCUCUCUAUCGAGACGGCUGGAAAUGUUAACUCUCUCAUGGCCGGCACAGAGAUCUACGUCAAAGACUGGGAAGGGAAGCUGCGCAUUCUUUCCGGGGGCUACAACUUUUCCAGGCUCCUCAACAAAGACCCUACGAAAAGGGCCAUAGGAUUUUCCCAACAUGCCAGCACGUUGGACUCCGACGCUAUAGGUAGUUGGGUCAAAGUCUGCCACGGCAUUGUCGACUUUUGUUUGAACGAAAUCAAGGACCGAGUAGACCAUGCGGUCGAACAGCAGAAGCUACCCAACUCUGACUUGGGGUUCUCUGGUUCGUACACUGCAUCCCAUCUGCUCGAAGAUCUUAACCUCUACUUACAAGCAGCUUAUUACGAAGCUCUCGGCCCAAACCCCUUCGUUCCGGAACUCGCCACCCAUGGCCGUCGCAAACCCGCCAUCAACCUCGACGACGACGAGAACUUGUCCCCGUACACCUUUGGCAUCGAACUCGAAUUCCUUGUGCCUUACACCAGAUCCAAUGACAACCACACCGACGAGACAGAUCAGCGCUGGGUCUACCACAACGACACCCCAACCAUCUUCGCAGCUGAGCCCACCCCAGAGGACGAGCCCGACGAGUUGGCCGCCGCGAUCGACCAGCGCAACAAGGCUUACAACGCCUCAGCGAAUCGCGUAGAGGGGCUUCUCUGCGACGCGGGCCACUUCAGCGCCACGUUUGCCACCCUCUGGGGCCUCCGAAACAACGAAUACCCGGCCAAGGUUUCCCUGCCCGGCUUACAGCCCGUCGCCGACGCUGCGGGCUUUCAGCUUUACUUUGUGAAUGGUGUCGAUGCGGAGUUCCAGUGCUGGUACGUGAAAAAAGACCUCAGCCUCUCCAGCUGGGCUUUCGGUGAAAAGGGGUACGCUGGACACGUGGGGAUGGAAGUGGCCAGUCCCAUCCUGCGAGACUCGCCCGAAGAUUUCGGCAAGGUGAGCGACGUAUUGAGGAUUCUCCGCAGCGGGCUAAGACCGAUGUUGGACAUUGGCUGUGACUUGCACGUCCAUGUGGGCAAUGUUCGCAAAUUUUCUCUCCUCGGCAUGAAGCGCAUCGUCACCUUGCUUCUGUUGGUUGACCCGAUUCUCUACACUAUCGUACACCCGUCGCGAAAGUAUAACGCCUUGACGCUGCCUUUCCACCAAGAUGCGAGGGUCAUGAAUGACGGCCAGGACCUGCCCGACUACACCGCAGCGUCUGGUUUCAACGACGAGGAGAAGGAGGCGGAAGGUAAGCCCUCACAGGCGGUCGAGGCAAGGGUGCUCUUGGACUUGGAGGCCCACGUCCCCAUAAGCCAAUUGCCCCGGAAAGUCCGGAAUGAGCUGGCUCAGCUCUGGUCCAUGGACAAUCUCGACGAUUUUACGAGUGAACUCCGGCCAUUUCGUGGGUGCAGGGGCGGCACUGCCUUCGUUACAUGUAGGCUCAUUGAAAACCACUCAGUGCCGAGCACCGGCCGAUGUAUCGAGGGCACCAUCGAGUUCAGGAUGCUCGAAGGCACGCUUGAUCCGGAGCUGAUCACGCGUUGGACCAAAUUGCUGCUCAGAGUAGUGGAAAGAGCAGAGGCCACGACAACGAGCGAGUACUUUGAGAUGCUUGCUGCCCUUGCAGAAGAGCGAGAAAGCGAUGACGAGAACCUGGCUGCAUUGCUCGGUGCUCUCGGGCUUGAGAAGCACCUACCGUUCUGGCGGAAGGCCCUACAGAAGAAUCAAGCUUUGGACAUCAAGCUGGUGGAGACUGAUCAGUUUGGGCUGAAGAUCCUGCCCGAAAAGUGGGAGUUGCCCCAAUUCAGAGAGUAUAAAGGCGAGUACAAGGACAAGCAGGCGCGCAAACGGGAUUGGUAUGAGCAGCACGUCUUCAGACUCCCGGAGCUUGACGACGAUACUUUGGACAGGGUGAGAGAUAUUCUUUGA